AUGGGUGGUUCAGAGAUAACACCGACUGCGAGCCAUGGCACUCUGCAGCAAAGACUGUCGACGUUGUCGACGCUCGCCAUGGCCUUUGCCAUCCUCAAUACAUGGAUUGCACUUGCUGGCUCUAUAGGGCUGAUUCUGCCGUCCGGCGGAUCUGUUGCGUUUUUGUACGGAUUCAUCUUUUGCGUCCUGUGCUGUCUCUGCGUGGCGGCUAGCUUGGGCGAGAUGAGCGCCAUUUGGCCGACUGCAGGGGGGCAGUAUCAUUUCGUGUUUGCGCUGAGUUCGGAAAAGACAAAGCUGCCUCUUAGUUUUGCCGUGGGAUGGAUCAGCAUUGCUGGAUGGCUGGUCAUUGUUACGGUGCAAGGCUACUUUGGCGCUCAGUUCAUCUCGGCGGCGGCAGUAAUUGCGUCAGGUGGCACAUACGAAAUCACCGCCGCCAGGACGUACGGCAUCUUCCUCGCCAUCCUCACAUCCACCACUGCCGUGAAUAUCUGGGGCAACAAGAUCCUCGGCCGGUGGAAUGACGGAGCGCUGUACUGGUCCAUCGCUGGCGUCAUCAUCAUCAGCAUCGUCCUCCUCGCCAUGUCGGACAAGACCGACGCCGACUUUGUCUUCACCAACUUCCAAAACACAACGGGUUGGCCCGACGGCAUAUCCUGGAUCCUCGGCCUCCUCCAGUCGGCCUUGUCCCUCAUCGCCUUUGACGUGGUCCUCCACAUGACGGAGGAGAUGCCCAACCCAUCUCGCGAUAGUCCGCGAGCCCUCAUCUACGCCAUCAUGGUCGGCGGCGUAACAGGCACAAUCUUCAUCCUCGCCAUCCUCUUCUGCUUCAACGACCCAGAAGCCAUCCUCGGCACCGCCACCGGCAUGCCCAUCGUCGAAAUGAUCUACCGCGCAACCAACAGCCGCGCCGGCACAACCGUCCUCUCCCUCAUGCUGGCGGUCUGCUUCGUCAACGGCUCCAACGCCAGCAUCACCAGCGCGAGCCGCCUGCUCUUCGCCAUGGCCCGCGACCGCGGCGUCGUCUUCCACAAGUUCUUCUCCCACAUCGAGCCCAAGCUGAAUGUGCCGAUGCGCACCAUCCUCUUCUGCUACGUCUUCAACGUGUGCUUCGGGCUGUUGUACUUGGGGCCGACGGUAGCGUUUAGCGCCUACGUCGCGUCUUGCACUAUCCUGCUGGACAUUUCGUAUGCUGUGCCGAUUGUGGUGCUGCUCGUGAGGGGGAGGGGGGUGCUUGUCGCGCAUAGGACGAGCAGGACGCCGUUUCAGAUGGGACCGCGGUUGGGGUAUUUUGUGAAUGGGGUGGCUGUUUUGUAUCUUGUUGUUACGUCGGUGUUCUUUUGCUUUCCGACGAGUAUACCCGUUACGUCUAAUACUAUGAAUUAUGUGGUGGUUGUGUUGGGCAUUUUGGCGGUUUUGAUCGGCCUGUACUGGAUAAUAUACGGCAAGACAUUUAAUGGACCUCAAUUUGAUAUGAUUGUAGGAGCACAGGAGCGUAUUCCCACGCCAGAUAGUAAUAAGGUGGCUGUAGAGACGAGCCACAAGGAGCAAUCUGAGGGUAGUAUGAUUGCUUAA
This is a messenger RNA of Pochonia chlamydosporia 170, 1572 nucleotides long. Its product is annotated as choline transport protein. Gene Ontology annotation, molecular function: transmembrane transporter activity. Gene Ontology annotation, biological process: transmembrane transport. NCBI's taxonomy places the organism in Eukaryota, Fungi, Ascomycota, Sordariomycetes, Hypocreales, Clavicipitaceae. The transcript has 9 exons. Gene Ontology annotation, cellular component: membrane. The coding region runs from base 1 to 1572 and encodes 523 amino acids. The record is from RefSeq and is a predicted model, not a curated record.